AUGCUCCCACUCCCGAUCCUCCUGCUCAGCUGCCUUGCGCUCCUGCCACGUGCAGCAGAGGCAGUGCCCAACAGCGACAAUGCCAUCGACGUGACCGCCUACUCGUUCCCGCCCGAAAUUGGCGUCGACGGCGUCAUCAGGGUGCACAAGGCAGAAGCAAUCUCGUACCUGGAAACGGUAGCCGGAUUCAACCUCACGAAGCUCUAG
Molecule: messenger RNA, 207 nt
Organism: Anthostomella pinea
Lineage: Eukaryota; Fungi; Ascomycota; Sordariomycetes; Xylariales; Xylariaceae
Source: the annotation of a GenBank genome assembly